AUGCGAAAGCGGCAUUCGAUGUUUUACGAGGGUGUCGCCCACAAAUCAGCUGGACAAGAAGACGGACAUGCGCACUUCAUCAGUGUUCUGGAAGAGGUGCAAGAUAUUUUGCGGCCCAACAUGCCGGCAGUACCUGUCACACUACAGGGCUCAGGUGAUAUGCCUGUAAAGAACGCAGUGGCAAGCAUCUUCCAACAUCUUCCGCUCGAAGAAGUUUCAGACAGCGCCGAGCCGCAGAAAAGUGUCCGGGAGACCCCAACUGUUCCCAAGAAAUUCACCAGCGAUCUCGGCGAGAGCGAUGAGGAAGCGAUGAUCGCCGCAGCGUACUUCUAUUGCGAUCUACAUAGAAUCAGACAAUCUAUUAACGAUCUCUGGUGGCAAUAUGAGCGGGGCGAGAUGGAUCUGAUGUCAGUUUCGCUCACUACUAAUACGUCGAUCGACUUGGUCCGGAACCUUUACCAGGAGUUUGAGGCCGAAUUUGGGACGCGUUCCCGAUUGAAGGAUGUCUCCUGUCUUCUCUGCGCCAUGCGACAGGCUUCUGAGCAUGAAAAUGAUGUCCGCCAAUUCGGAACGUACUACGUACCUAUUGUUGCCCCGGAACACAUGAAAUUCAGGCCAGGACAAAGCCUUGACCCGACGACGCCGGCGGACGACGUGGAGAAUGUCCAAGCUCUCCGGGGUAUCAUGAGCGUACUUCCUGAAUAUCUCGUGCUGCUCGAGAAGACCGAUGGAAUAGAAGCAGAGCAUAACAUCGUUCGCGGCCUCAGGGACUCAAUACAACAAAGGUCCGUGCCGCCAUGGCUGGCGUUUGCGCUGCAGCUUCACUUGGACGUGCGCCGUAUCCUGCGCACAAGAGUCUAUCGAGGUUUUUUGGAGCUCCAAACUGGUGGAUCGUAUAUCCUAAGUACCAUCGAAAGGGUAUCAGGCGCUGGUGCACUACCUGGCUCGUGGCGAUCCUCUAAUAGUAAGGAUAAGGAUUUAAUGGCGAUCCAUGAUUUCGUGCACAAUUGGACCCGUGCCGAUUUUGUCGCCAGCAUAAGACGAAAAGUGUACGCAGAUGACGCUCCUUCUGAUUCAUACCCAGACCACUAUCUCCUCCGAAGAGAUCCGCCCUUGUGCGGACUUGUCCUUUACAAUUUCCAAAUCAGGAUGCAUCACUACUCAAUAAUGACAGUCAAUCUUUGGCCCUGUAUCAAGGCUACGGUCCAUCUUUACAAUUGCUUGAAGCAGAACGUUCUUAAAGGGCGUUUUUGGCCUGAUCUUGAAGUGCUUCUUGCGACUCAGGGUCAACGGAACAUUUUCGUCGGCGAAGCUCCCAAGAACAUGGAAGCUUGCGAGAAGAACUAUUGGCUGGCAAAUGGUGGCUCCAUAGCAGCUUUGCAAUCGAACCGGAAAAUCCCACAAAGUAUGAAAAAAAAGGGAAAGAACCUUGAGAUAUUGGUGAAGACACUUUGGUGGUUCACGCAUCGUUACUGCAACAACAACAACCGCUUCAACGUGACGCCAGACGGGCUCGAGAAGACUCUGCGCGCGAGCUCACCAGACGGUGUCGCAAAGUCCAAUACCGGGGAAGAUUUGGACGCGAGAGAAGUUCUGCUUGCACUGGCGGACACGCUUCGUCGCGAGGUCAAGAUGAUGGAUUUCGACUAUUUCCAACUGCAUCUCGUCUGCCUGGAUACCAUGCGGUAUCAGGCCAAAUGGCUUGGACCCAAAGUUCCUGCUUGGAAAGCAGACGAAUCGUUUCUGAAACGAUGGACGAACAAGGAAUGCUUCGCGGCGAAUACUAUUCCUGUCCCUGAUGCAGCAAGCGACUUCAAAUCCGAUCGCAAUCCCGACCAUGGGACACGUGUUUAUGUAGCAAUUGUUCCGCCACUGUACGUCCGUGCCGGAUCUAAACGAGGACUCUCUAGAUCGAACCAGUUAUCACCAUCAGAGGCUAUCCGCCCAGAGCGCGUUCCGCCUUCUGAUCUCCAAAUAUAG
Messenger RNA from Dissoconium aciculare CBS 342.82, 1980 nucleotides. RefSeq lists its product as uncharacterized. The transcript has 4 exons. Lineage: Eukaryota; Fungi; Ascomycota; Dothideomycetes; Mycosphaerellales; Dissoconiaceae. The record is from RefSeq and is a predicted model, not a curated record. Bases 1 to 1980 code for a protein of 659 amino acids.